AUGACAACAUUUAACAGGAUUUUAUUGCAAGACAUAUAUAAUUUAAUUAGGAUUGAGUGUACUUUAUUUAAUGACUAUAGUAUAGCAUUGUUGUUAUUAAUUUUAGUGGGAUUUUUGUUAAUUAUAGGAGGUAUGGUUUUGACCGGAAAGUAUUUAGUUAAUAAAUAUAUAUUUUCGGAUAUACUUGAGUUUGUGUGGACAGUAGUUCCAGCGUUUUUUCUUUUUUCACUUAGAAUUCCCUCUCUAUAUUUAAUAUAUUAUAUAGAGAGAGGGAAUUCGUGUGAUUUAACCGUAAAAGUAAUUGGCCACCAAUGAUAUUGAAGUUAUGAGAUACAUGAAUUUGGGGGUGAGGUCAGCAUUGAUAGUUAUAUAGUGCAACUUAAUGAUUUGCCUGUGAGAGGAUAUCGUACAUUAGAAGUUGAUAAUUCUUUAAUUUUGCCUAUGUUAACUAGUAUUCGGAUAUUAGUAACAUCUUCGGAUGUUCUUCAUUCUUGAGCAUUACCUUCAAUAGGAAUAAAAGUAGAUGCCUGUCCAGGCCGUUUGAAUUUCAUAAAUCUUAUGUCUAUGCGUCCAAGGGUGGUUUACAGGCAGUGUAGUGAAAUUUGUAGGGUAAAUCAUAGUUUUAUGCCUAUUAAUGUGGAGUUUAUUAAUUGAAGUAAUUUUUUGGUAUCUUAUUAA
Molecule: messenger RNA, 678 nt
Organism: Styela clava
Lineage: Eukaryota; Metazoa; Chordata; Ascidiacea; Stolidobranchia; Styelidae
Source: the annotation of a RefSeq genome assembly